UAUCAAUAAUAUAGUAAUUAAUUAUUAUUAACAACAACAAAGACAAUUAGCUAAGCUAUAAGCGGGCAUUCAUACCUAAAUUGCCUGCCUAUAACAGCUUAGUGGCUUGAAAAUCCAACUGCACGUGUAUGCAAAGAUAGAACGAUGGUCUGUGCUCUCGGUAUAGAAGGCAGCGCCAAUAAGAUAGGUAUUGGCAUUAUAAGAGAUGGAAAUGUCUUGGCAAACGUGCGCCGCACCUAUAUAACACCGCCUGGGGAAGGUUUCUUACCCAAGGAAACAGCCAAGCAUCACCGUGAAGCCAUAUUAACGCUAGUUCAAGCUAGCUUAAAGGAAGCACAGUUGCAGCCUGCUGACUUGGAUGUCAUCUGCUAUACAAAAGGUCCUGGCAUGGCGCCACCAUUGUUAGUCGGCGCAAUUGUAGCACGCACGCUAUCACUGCUUUGGCAGAAGCCGCUGCUGGGAGUUAAUCACUGCAUUGGCCACAUUGAAAUGGGCCGGCUUAUAACACGCGCACAGAAUCCUAUUGUUUUAUAUGUGAGUGGUGGCAAUACCCAGGUCAUUGCAUACUCCAACAAGCGCUAUAGAAUCUUUGGCGAGACCAUAGACAUUGCUGUAGGCAACUGCUUGGAUCGCUUUGCGCGCAUAAUCAAGCUAUCCAAUGAUCCCAGUCCGGGCUACAAUAUAGAGCAGCUGGCCAAGCAGGGCAAACAGUAUAUAAAGCUGCCUUAUGUGGUAAAAGGCAUGGAUGUGAGCUUCUCUGGUAUUUUAUCGCACAUAGAAGAGCUGGCAGAGCCGAACAAGCGGCGCAACAAACGCAAGAAGCCACAGGAUGAACCAGAGAUAGUGCAUAGUCAAGCUGAUCUGUGCUAUUCGCUGCAGGAGACCAUCUUUGCGAUGUUGGUGGAGAUAACAGAGCGUGCAAUGGCGCAUUGCGGCUCCGAAGAGGUGCUUAUAGUGGGCGGCGUAGGCUGCAAUGAGCGUCUGCAGGAGAUGAUGCGCAUAAUGUGUGAGGAGCGCGGCGGCAAGCUGUUUGCCACAGAUGAACGCUACUGCAUAGACAAUGGAUUGAUGAUAGCACAUGCUGGUGCUGAGAUGCAUGCAGCUGGCACAGUAAUGCCCUUUGAAGAGUCUUUUGUAACGCAAAGAUAUCGCACGGAUGAGGUGCUAGUCAACUGGCGACAGGAUUAAAUGCACAUGCUCUGUUUGUUUAUUAAACACUAUACCAUUGACAAAAAAAAUAAUUGCUGCAUAAUU
Messenger RNA from Drosophila busckii, 1254 nucleotides. RefSeq names its product probable tRNA N6-adenosine threonylcarbamoyltransferase (gene Tcs3). The record is from RefSeq and is a predicted model, not a curated record. The transcript is spliced from 3 exons. NCBI's taxonomy places the organism in Eukaryota, Metazoa, Arthropoda, Insecta, Diptera, Drosophilidae. Gene Ontology annotation, cellular component: EKC/KEOPS complex; cytoplasm. Gene Ontology annotation, biological process: tRNA threonylcarbamoyladenosine modification. Bases 145 to 1188 code for a protein of 347 amino acids.